Molecule: messenger RNA, 3078 nt
Organism: Glycine soja
Lineage: Eukaryota; Viridiplantae; Streptophyta; Magnoliopsida; Fabales; Fabaceae
Product: pentatricopeptide repeat-containing protein At4g04790, mitochondrial-like
Exons: 16
Coding region: 211-2733 (840 amino acids)
Molecular function (GO): protein binding
Source: RefSeq, a predicted model, not a curated record
AUGCCAUUGAGCAAUUCUUCAUCGAUUUCCUCAGUAGUAGUUAGACACAUUGAUUCUUCCGUUAUUCCAUUUCCCACUACAAUUUUUGCAAACCAACACAAAACUCAUUUUUAAGAACGAACAAACCAUUCCAUUCCAUUCAGUAACGAAAAACUAAGCAGAAAAAAAUAAACACUCACUCAUUAUUUGUGACCUUGUUGCAGAGCUUAGAUGCGCGCCCCCACCGCAAGAAACCUAUGUACCCUCAGCAACCUAUUCCGCUCGAAGUUGUUAACCCGCAAACGCAACACCAACGUUGUCCCCUUCACAAAACCUUCUCCUGAAUCCGAAGACGAAAUGUACCUCUCCUCAGAACCUUACCUCGCUCGUGACACUUCCCAAGGGGAUUCGGUUUACGAAAAUGAGGAUACCAAUGAGCUAUCUGAUAUAUUGUGCUCUAAAGAGGACAAGAGGUGUGCUUUAGAGGAAAUUGAUGAUGAUGAAGAAAAGAGGAAACAAACUGUAGAUAUACCGUGGAUACUGGACCUGUCUCAUGGUAAGUUGUCGGAGAAACGGAAGGAUGUAGCGCGUGAGAGGAAACAAAAGUGGAUUUUUAAAUACACGAGUGAUGACCGUUUCGACAGGUUAAUUAAAAUGUGUGCAGAUAAACUAGGAGUGGGAAAGACCGUUAAUGUGUUUGGUCAAUUGGGUCGAGAAACGGGUGUGAAAGAGUAUAACACAUUGAUAAAAAUGUGCGUAAAGAAGGCUAGGGCAACUGACGAUGAAUUCAUUGGUGUAAGAGAAAUGAGUAAGGCUUUUCACCUUUACAAAUCAAUGAGAGAUCUUGGGUAUCCACUAGAAGAGAAAACAUAUGGUCCACUUCUUCGGUAUUUAGUUGAUAUGGGUUUGGUUCAAGAAUUUCAACUUUUCACUGAUAUUAUCAAAACAGAGAACCCUAGUUCUGCUUCACGAUUGGGUUACUAUGAAAUGUUGCUGUGGUUGAGAGUUGGCAAUGAAGAAAUGAUCCGGGAUAUUUGUGAAUAUAUUACAGUCGAAGCUAGAGAAGAGACUUCUGCUUUACGAGAAAGUUACUUGAUGGCUCUUUGUGAAAGUGAUAGGAAAAUGCAGAUUUUGGAUGUGGUGAAGAAUAUAGACGUCACAAAGCUUUCAUCUGCAAAAUCUAUUGCUGAUAUAUUCCAAUCAUUAGGCAGGCUCCAUCUGGAAUCUAUUGCAGACGAUUUACUUUUGGAUUUGAGAGCAUGUGAUCAUGAUGCAGAUAAUAUUUCAAACUUCAUUGUUAGUUAUGCUGUUAGCAUCCCAAAUUUAGCGGUAGAAGAUAUUAUUCCAAAAUUCAAGAAUAUGCAUGAAUUACUGGAAGUGUUGCCUUCAACCUCAUCAUAUGAAAAGCUCAUUUUGCAUUGCUGUGGAUUAGACAAGGUGGGCAUAGCUCUUGAUAUUGUUGAAAAAAUGUGUGAAGCUGGCUUUACCUUGUCAACUGAGGUGUUACAAUGCAUAUUACAAAUCUGUGAGGAAUCUUAUGAAUAUAUUCUGGUCCAUCGAAUCUAUUCCAUAAUAUGUCGCUAUCAUUUGGAGUUGAACGGUGAAAUAUGCAGGCGUUUGGUACACUUUUUCGUCAGGAUGAAAGAUUUUGAAGGGGCAUACAGGAUGAUUGCUGACUUAGAGGAUAUGAAUUUCAAGCCUACAACAAACAUGUACAAUGCUAUAAUGGCAGGAUAUUUUCGAGAGAAGAACAUCAGAGGAGGGUUGAGGGUCCUCAAUCAAAUGCGAGGUGCCAAUGUAAAACCUGAUUCUCAUACUUUCUACUAUUUGAUUCAGAAUUGUGAAACGGAAGAGGAUAUAAUCAAGUAUUGUGAAGAAAUGAAGCAAUCUGGAGUCCAUGCUACAAAACAAAUUUUUAUGGCACUUAUUAAUUCAUAUGCAGCUUCUGGAAAAUUGGAGAAGGCAAAACAGGUAGUUUUAGAUUCAAACAUACCAAACAAGAGCUUAAAUGAAAUCAAGAGUGUACUUGUGUCAGCUCUUGCAUCACAUGGGCAAUUGUCCGAGGCUCUUCUUGUAUAUGAGGAGAUCAAGAAAGCUGGACAUAAUUUGGAGCCAAAAGCUGUUAUAACUCUGAUUGAGGAGUUCACUAAAUUCAAUGGGGAGUUGGAUGGAUUGCUGCUUCUACUUGAGGAAAUGAAUGAUGUAGACUAUUGGGUUGAUGGUUGCUUCAAGGUUAUCAUGUACUGUAUACGGAACAAGAAUUUGAGUUCUACUAUUCUUUUGUUCAAACAACUUAAGGACAAGUUCAAAAAUGAUGACCUAGUAAUGGAAGCUCUUUUUGAUGCAGUAUUUUCUCUGAUUGCAUCGUCUGAGUCCUCUCAUUUACAGAUUGGCCUGGACUUGCUUUGGGCAAUCAAGGAUGAGCUUGGCCUUAUGCCUUCGCGGCAGUGUCUUGAUUUUCUUCUAAGUGCUUGUGCGAAUGCUGGAGAUUUGAACAAUGCUCGCUUGAUUUGGAGAGAGUACGAAGUUGCUGGAUUUCCUUACAAUGUAUUAAGUUACUUGAGGAUGUAUCAGGCACUUUUGGCUGCAGGAGAUGAUAGAUCUGCUCACUUUAUGCUUAAGAAAAUUCCACAAGAUGAUGCCGAGGUUUGUUCUGUCAUCAUAGCAUGUCAGGAAACGUACAAUGAUCUUAAUUCUGUAGAAGAGAAGAAAAAGCAAGGAAAAAGGAAAAAGAAAAAAGAAAGAAAAGAGUAAGACUUGAAUACUAGUUCCAGUGAUAUAUGUAGGGGGAAAGAGAGAGAUGCCUAAUUUUUUUGGGGGGCUUUAGGAAUGUGCUUCAAAAGGGUUGACGCACAUGAUAUGAUAUAUCCAUUUUAUGUUUGCUGUGUUAUAUAUCCUACAAUGUCUCCACUACACAGUUCACCUUUCUUUGUCAUUAAAAAAUACUUUGCUAUGCUAACUAGGUCAUUAAUUAUCAUGGAAGAUGUUGGCUCCAAUUAAUUUGUAAUCAGGCUUGCCCUACAUAGACCGUCUUAGAGGUAGUUUUGGGUUUCCAUGUUGUAGGCUUGUAUCCCAGAUAAUAGCAUUUCAUUUCUACCU